GCCGGGCAUGUUUCCACAUUAACGCAACAGGUGCCGCUGCCUCAAGCAGGAGCCACCGGUUCAGACCGUCCGAUUCUUACCGGCCCUCGCGUCGCAGCCCUGGGCGACCCAGGCCACCACUUCUGUGAAAGUCACCUGCUGCAUUAUUCCUCCUUAAACCUCACGCUGAGCGGGUACUUCUCCUUUCCGCAUAUACCCCCCCCGCAGCUCCGUGAACCACCGCGCUUGUUUUUCUUCAAACGAAGUCAAGAAAGCUGAGCACCAAGAACGAGCCCCAGCACGUUGGUGACGCGGACCCCGCGACAGAUACGCCGACCUCUCACCUCUACGCCGGCUCCCCGCCAAACUCCCCGAAACCCGACACACCAGCCAGUCUGCCUACUAGAGGGCCGAUGUAGCCCGCCCGGCCGGUGGCCACAGAACCGCCUCACACUACGGUACAGACGCACCUAGCCCUCCCUCGUGGGGGCGCGGGGCAGCACCUUCUCUCUCCUUCCGGUGGGAAAGAGCCUUUUCCGGUUUCCGGGAGUGGAGAGGAAGUCCCUCCCCCCACGCGUCACCGUAACUCAGCGGGACGCGCUGACGUACCACGGAUGCGCCCGCGGACGCGCGUGAGUGAUGUGUUCUGGAACCCAGAAGUCCGAAAUGAAGAUGUCAGCAGGAUCAUGUUUCCCCUGAAAUGCUGGGACACAUGAAUUCAAACACUUCAAUUGGAUCCAAGAAGUUUUCGUGGACAUGUGAGCUAUUCCCUUGAGGGAGAGCACCUAGCAACGUGUGGAGUGUGGCCAUUCCAAGAUGAGCUUCACAGGUAACUGGAGCAGCAGAAGUCCUCAGCUUGUCUUGUCUUCUCCCCAGGCCCUGACCGGGGCAGUCAGCACCAUUAAGUUCUUCCUCCCUGAGGCUUUCCUGGGUCGCCACUUCGAGACCGUGGAGUUGGAGGGCAGCGAGCCCGAGCCAGGAGACCUCUUCCUGUUCAGGCUGUUGUCCCCCACCGGACGCUGGUGCGGGGCCCACGUGGGUGUGUACUGUGGCCACGGGGAGAUCAUCCACUUUGAAGGGAGGAAUGUCGCCGGCCAAGGGCCUCACCCGUUACUGGGCUCCUAUGAAGGCAUCGUAUCCAAACAGGGGCAGCGCCCAAUGCUGCGCUCCCGCUCGCUGUGGCGUGUGCUGCGUAGACGUGGCGGCGUGGACCGCGUGGCUCUGGAGCACCGCGUGCGGGAGGCAAUGGAUGCGGACCCGCCCCCAUAUCACCCCACGCGCAGCAACUGCGUGCACUUUGCGCUGCGUCUGCUGGGCCCCAUGCCCAUCCCGGACCCCCUGCAAAUAGAUAGCGGUCCUAUUAACUCGGUGAGUGCUGCCCAGCUACCCUUGCACCACCUCACCUCACCUCCCAAGCCAGUUAACAAAUGCCGCUAACCAGUGUGCUCCUGCAAAAUUCACACUUUCCCUCCCAGCCCGGGCCACGCUCCUCA
Molecule: messenger RNA, 1472 nt
Organism: Canis lupus familiaris (dog)
Lineage: Eukaryota; Metazoa; Chordata; Mammalia; Carnivora; Canidae
Exons: 7
Coding region: 796-1416 (206 amino acids)
Source: RefSeq, a predicted model, not a curated record